AUGGCUCGGAUUCUUGGUAACAAUGAAACGGCAAAACUUGCGAAUUUUGAGGGGUCACAUUUAGUGUUCAUGCUUGGUAUGAUCUUGGCAUCGAUGUCUAUAAUGGCUAUGAUCAUCUUUGUGUGCGGUGAUCAUCCGGAUAAUAAUCAUAACAAAAACUCCGAUAACAAGAAACGUAGUCGUCCAAAGGCUCGUCCCAAUGUUUCAUCCGAUCCCACUAAUUAUACUUCGCAGUCUUCAAACCCUUUUUUGUUUGUGGUCCCAACAGCUACUACUAGUGAUAAUAAUGCCGGAGGAGGCAAUCACCACCAUCAUGCUGGGACCGGGCACCACCAUUCAGGAGGAGGAUACGGGGGACACCAUGGGGGAGGAGGUUGUGGGGGUGGAGGAGGGGGAGGUGGUUGUGGAGGUGGAGGAGGUUGUGGCGGCGGCGGCGGCUAA
Molecule: messenger RNA, 441 nt
Organism: Erigeron canadensis
Lineage: Eukaryota; Viridiplantae; Streptophyta; Magnoliopsida; Asterales; Asteraceae
Product: POU domain, class 4, transcription factor 1-like
Exons: 1
Coding region: 1-441 (146 amino acids)
Source: RefSeq, a predicted model, not a curated record